GUUGCGAACGGACUCCACUGGUCGUGAUUUGAUUGGGCUGCGGCGCUCUUCUCGUCCGAAAAACGGUGUGGCACAGGGGUGUGAGGAUUAAACCAAAGACCCUGUAUUGUGUCUGGGAUUCUCGGCCUCCUAAAUAAUUAAGCUUUCCAUAGAGCUUGGAAGAUGAAGAUGGAAAUUAGGCCUUUGUUGAUGUGCUUUGCUCUGUGCGUGGUUUACGCCACCAGCAAACCAACAGAGAAGAAAGACAGGGUCCACCAUGAUGCACCCCUGAGCAGCAAAGAGCAUGACGAUGGCACAAACUUUGAAUACGACCACGAUGCCUUCCUUGGAGAAGAAGAAGCCAAAACAUUUGAUGAUCUGACUCCGGAAGAAAGCAAAAAUAGGCUUGGUAAAAUUGUGGAAAAGAUUGAUGCAGAUGAGGAUGGUUUUGUGACAGAGGCCGAGCUGAAAGCAUGGAUCAAAAAGGCUCAAAAGAAAUACAUUUAUGACAAUGUGGAGAGACAAUGGAAGGAUUUUGAUCUGAACAACGAUAGAAUGAUCUCCUGGGAAGAAUACAAGAACGUCACCUAUGGCACCUACCUUGAUGAUCCUGAACCUGAUGAUGGCUAUAACUACAAACAGAUGAUGGCCAGAGAUGAACGCCGCUUUAAAAUGGCUGAUGGGAAUGGAGACCACAUCGCUGAUAAAGAGGAGUUCACGGCUUUCCUCCAUCCUGAGGAGUAUGAACAUAUGAAGGACAUUGUUGUGCUGGAAACAAUGGAGGACAUUGACAAGAAUGGUGAUGGGUUUAUUGAUUUGGAGGAGUAUAUUGGUGACAUGUACAACCAUGAGGAUGAAAUGGACGAGCCGGAGUGGGUGGCGACAGAGCGAGAGCAGUUUUCGGAGUUCAGAGACAAGAACAAGGAUGGCAAAAUGGACAGGGAAGAAACCAUGGACUGGAUCCUACCAGCCGACUACGAUCACGCUGAAGCCGAAGCGAAGCAUCUGGUGUAUGAGUCUGACACAAACAAGGAUGGAAAGCUGACCAAAGAAGAAAUACUCAACAAGUAUGAUUUGUUUGUGGGAAGCCAAGCGACUGACUUCGGGGAGGCAUUAGUUCGACAUGAUGAGUUUUAAUUAUUUCUUUUUUAGUAUAAUAGAUAAUUACUUUUUAACUUGUUUUGGUAAAAGAAUAUAAUUUUAUAUUGCCUCAUCAUAAUACAACACUAAUUCCUCAGAAUUUUGUUCACUUGAUUUUCCUUUUUGCACAAAUUUCAUAGCUUUUUUUGUACUGUAAAGUGUGUAACUUUUGUUUGAUUUGAAGUCCAUGUACAGCAUUAUUAUCAUCAUUUCAGUAACUGUAUAUGUCUGUUUUUUAUUGAGAAGCGGUUGAUGGAUUCAGUGCAGUUUUAUACACAUUGCUACAGAUCUAUAAUCGGCUCCCCCUGCUGUUCACAGUUCUGUCGUAAGAAUAUUGUAAGUACAGAAAGCUCUCAUGUUGAUUUUUGAGGGUUUAUACAAAUAUGUAUAACAUAUUAAAUAUAUAUUCACACAUAAAAAUGUGAAUAUGUAUUUGUUAUCUCACAUUUCAAAGCAGAAACAUCUGUUUUUGAGUGAUGACUCUUCAUUUUUCUCUCCAGGCAAUACUGUUGUCUUUUUUUAUUUAUUUAGAAGAACAAUACAUGUCCAUGAACUUUAAUCAUUGUGCCUUUCAUUGAUUUUCCUGUUAGAUUUAGAUCUUAGCUUGUAUUAUAUGUGUAUAAUUCAAAUCUUUUGGGUUUGUUGGGUCCAUCAGAACACGUUACUGAACAAUUUGUUGCCUUCAACUUUAUUAUUUGAAAUGCAUUACCAAUUACAUGAUGUUUGUAACAUGUUUAAUAUGCUGCAAACACAUCAAUCUCCCCCAUUGUCUAUUCAUUUUUCUUUUAUCUUUAUUUUUUUCAGUAUAUAAUGUUUGGCACCUAAAGGUUUCAGGUCACUUGUUGCGAAUGGUGCUGUUUCACCACCUGCAGAUUGUAUCUCGAACACAAAUUGUCAAUAAAACCAAAAUAUGAGCUAAAUAA
Messenger RNA from Danio rerio (zebrafish), 2042 nucleotides. It is a transcript of the gene calua, whose product is annotated as calumenin a. The record is from RefSeq and is marked validated. Gene Ontology annotation, molecular function: calcium ion binding. Gene Ontology annotation, cellular component: endoplasmic reticulum membrane; sarcoplasmic reticulum lumen; extracellular region. Lineage: Eukaryota; Metazoa; Chordata; Actinopteri; Cypriniformes; Danionidae.